Messenger RNA from Arachis stenosperma, 1276 nucleotides. RefSeq names its product 30S ribosomal protein S21, chloroplastic-like. Lineage: Eukaryota; Viridiplantae; Streptophyta; Magnoliopsida; Fabales; Fabaceae. Gene Ontology annotation, biological process: translation. Bases 89 to 646 code for a protein of 185 amino acids. Gene Ontology annotation, molecular function: structural constituent of ribosome. The record is from RefSeq and is a predicted model, not a curated record. The transcript has 2 exons. Gene Ontology annotation, cellular component: ribosome.
CCCCAAGUUUGGGCACAUAGGAAUACAAAAAUAGUGAGAAUACUCGCUUCUACCAACUUCCAUCGUUCCUAGUUCCUACUCAUCAAUCAUGGCUUCCCUAUCCACCUUCUCCAACUUCCUCACUUUUCUAUUCCCCCCAAAAUCACAACCACCACCACCACCACCAUUACCACCACUACCACCACCGCCAAACCUCACCAUCUGCAAACACUUACACCACGUGACGCCACUGGAUCACUCCGAUCAAGCUCCACCUUAUUCUUGCUCAUCGUCUCCGUCGUCGCUGUCGUCGGUGGUGUGCCCGUCGCUGGCGCAGACGAACACGAUGUGGUUCAAAUCAACGUACAACGUGGAGGUGGCGGUGGAGGAGAACGAGCCGGAGGAGAGGCUGCUGAACCGGUUCCGAAGAGAAGUGAUGAAGGCUGGCGUCAUCCAAGAGUGCAGAAGGAGGAGGUACCACGAAGACACACAGGAGAAGCGGAAGCGCAAGUCACGUGAGGCUGCUAAGCGUAACCGCAGAAGGCGUCCACAGUCAAAAUCAUUAGCAGAAAACAAGCAGGCUAUCAAAGAAACCAAAAAGAAAGACGAUGAUGACGAUGAUAACUGGGAUCUACCUGAAGAUAAUGCAUAUAUUGACCACUUCUAAAUAGACUCUACACUUUUUUGUAAAUUCUACUAAUCUUUGUGAAAAAUCGCAAUUAUGUAUACGUGUAUAUAUACUUGUAGGAAUGUAUAGUCUUAAGUCUUGAAUAGAGGUACAUGCUAUAAGAAAUAGUUGUAUUAAUAUGAAUAGAAAUUAUUAUGGAAAAAAUUAGAAAAAAUAAUCACCAAUAUCAUAUAGUAACAAAAAAAAAGCACAAAUAUCAUAGUUAUAUCAGAUUGUAAUAACUCAAAAUGGGCAUUGAGUUGGAAGCGUGCCAUUUACCAGCAACAUCUCCUUCAAUUGAAGACGUACUUUCCAUCUCUAAACACCAAUUAGUCUAUUAGUCCUAGCUUAUGAUCUAUUAACAAUAACCCUAAUAGAUUGCAUUUGCUUAUUAACAUUCAAAAGCUAUUAACAACCACAAACAAUCAAAACUUAUAUUUAUAUGUAGCAAACCAGAAAGCGAGAAGUUGAACAGAGCAGAGCACAACAGAGCUUCAGGUGGCGAUCUUCAGGCAAGUGGCGGCGAUCGGCGAGCUUCAGGGAGCAAAGCUCUUUUUUUGUCAAAUGAAUUGCAUAUCACUUAGCUGCAAUUGACUACACUUCUUGUUGGUUUCCUAGGAGGAUUGUUUU